Messenger RNA from Glycine soja, 1377 nucleotides. RefSeq names its product zinc finger MYM-type protein 1-like. The transcript has 2 exons. Lineage: Eukaryota; Viridiplantae; Streptophyta; Magnoliopsida; Fabales; Fabaceae. The record is from RefSeq and is a predicted model, not a curated record. The coding region runs from base 1 to 1377 and encodes 458 amino acids.
AUGUCUGUGUUGUGGUGUGAAGACGAAGCUGUGAGUGGUAUGAACGAUUUGGUUGGAAGGAAAAUGAAUGGGGUUUAUGGUGGUGGGAUAAGGUUUGGGCUUAGGCAAGUGGUUUCAUUGUCUCUUUAUAGGAUGAAAAAAAAAUUUCCUAUGCUUUCUAGAGACAAAGCUACUUCUUCGGUAAAUUUAGAAGCAUCAGAAACUCAACAUCCAAGUGAGAGUAUUAAAGUUGUUGAUUAUGAAUUGUUGGAAACAGAUCCAGGAAUUAGGCCUCCAAUUUCAAGCUAUCAUCCUGACAUCCAUAAUGAGGUAAGGAAAGCUUAUUUAAAAAUAGGUCGUCAUCAACCUCCUCAUAAUUUCGUUUACCCUUGGUCUCUUAAAGGUAAUCAAAGACGUAGAUUUGGCAAAAAUUGGCUUGAUUUGUAUGAUUGGAUUGAUUAUAGUGAAUCUAAGGACCUAGCAUUUUGCUUGCCAUGUUUUUUGUUUAAGAAUGUCUCUAAAUACGGGGGAGAUCACUUUGUGACCGAGGGGUUUAGUGAUUGGAAGAAUUCUCAAAGAUUGGCUAAUCAUGCUACUUCUUCCAAUAGUCAUGUUGAUUGUGUGCAUAUGAGUUAUGCUCUCAUGAACCCAAACCAAAGUAUUAAGGCUGCAUUUGUUAAUCAAACUAAACAAAUGAAUUCCGAAUAUCGUGUUCUUGUAAACACAUCUCUUAUAGCUACUAAGUUUCUUUUAAGGUGUGGCAUGCCAUUUAGAGGGAGUGAUGAGUCCUUUAACUCUUUAUUUAAGGGGCCAUUUCUUGAGUUGGUGGACACUUUAAAGAAAAUUAACCCAAAGAUAGCUAAUGUAAUAGAUUGUGCUCUGGGCAAUAACUUUAUGACUGCUCCUACAAUUCAAAAGGAUCUUGUUGCUGCUUGUGCAUGUGAAAUAACUCAACAAAUUGUAUGUGAUAUUGCGGAUGAUGUAUUUUGUGUUUUGAUUGAUGAAUCCGAUGAUGUUGCUGGUAAAGAACAAAUGACUGCGGUUAUUCGCUAUGUUAAUAGUGAAGGUUUCAUAAAAGAAAGGUUUCUUGAGAUUGUUAGUGUUAAAGAAACAAGUGCUAAGUCACUUACGGAGGCACUUAAGAAGUUGUUGUCUAUUAAUGGCUUGAGUUUAUCUAGCAUAAGGGGGCAAGGAUAUGAUGGAGCUAGCAAUAUGCGAGGUAAGUUUGGUGGUUUGAGAACUUUAAUUCAAAAUAAAAAUCCAUCCGCUUAUUAUGUGCAUUGUUUUGCCCAUCAACUUCAAUUGGCACUUGUUGCAUGUGCUAAGACUCAUAAAGAUGUUAGUGGUUUUUUUGGUAAGGUCAAUAUGCUUGUGUCUAUAAUUUCUUUUAUAUUUUAG